Struthio camelus australis is the source of this 2507-nucleotide messenger RNA. RefSeq names its product inositol hexakisphosphate kinase 3 (gene IP6K3). The record is from RefSeq and is a predicted model, not a curated record. Gene Ontology annotation, biological process: phosphatidylinositol phosphate biosynthetic process; inositol phosphate biosynthetic process. Gene Ontology annotation, molecular function: inositol hexakisphosphate kinase activity. Lineage: Eukaryota; Metazoa; Chordata; Aves; Struthioniformes; Struthionidae. Gene Ontology annotation, cellular component: nucleus; cytoplasm.
GAGAAGCCAGAAGGCAUCUUGGACUGAUAUGGUCAAGAUCCAGACUUGGCAUUCACUGCCCCAGUGCAGAACGCUCUGAAACCCUCUUCUGAUCCCCCCUCGCUGUUAUUAAACGAGAGGGAGACAUUCAUAUUUAUCUGAGCACGAAGCAGACCAAGCACCAUGGUGGGGAAGAGCCCCCUGGACCCUAGUGACACCAGGAAAGCGGUUCUCUUGGAGCCUUUCGUCCACCAAGUUGGGGGCCACAUGAGCAUGAUGAAGUACGACGAGCACACGGUCUGCAAACCCCUCGUCUCCCAGGAGCAAUGGUUCUACGAAUCGCUGCCCCUGGCCAUGAGGCAGUUCACACCUCAGUACAAAGGUAUCAUUUCUGUGCACCUCAAAAAGGACAGCCUUGGCAACCUGACCCUGAUCGCCAGCCCCAGCCUGCAGACGGAGAACUGUAGCCUGCUGGAUAACACGAUCAGCGAGUCGUCAGUAACGAUAUGGCACAAGUGCAAGUGGGCCGCCAGCAGCAGCAACAGCAGUGAGCAUGCGCUCGUCAAGUGGAGUCACACACAGCUCUCCAAGACCCUUAAAGACAGCUGCCCAGGGAAAAUGCUAUUGAGGACAGACCUUCAAUACUGUACAGAUUCACUCUUGGAAGAUGCAAAUGGAAAUCAGCCUGAAAGAAACAACUACAACCCCUGGGGACUGCACUGUCACAGGCAGCACCUGAACCGCAUGUCCUCCAAAUAUAACGAGAACAAACUUCAUCAGUUUCUCUUGCUUGAAAAUGUGGUAUCAAAGUACAACUAUCCCUGCAUUCUGGACCUAAAGAUGGGAACCCGGCAGCACGGAGAUGAUGCCUCAGAGGAGAAGAAAGCACGUCACAUCAAGAAGUGCGAACAAAGCACCUCUGGGUCUCUGGGUGUUCGCAUCUGUGGAAUGCAGGUUUAUCAAGCUGACACUGGCCAGUUUCUCUGCAAAGAUAAAUAUUAUGGAAGAAAACUCACACCUGAGGGAUUCAGGCAAACCUUGCGCCAGUUCCUUUGCAACGGUAACCACCUCAGAAUGGAGCUCUUGGAGCCCGUCAUCUUGCAGCUAAAAGCUCUGCUUUCAGUCAUUAGGAAGCAAAGUUCUUAUAGGUUCUAUUCCAGCUCACUUCUUAUCAUCUAUGAUGGACUGGAGAACAAGGAGAACACGGCACCGCUGGAUACUCACCUUCAGGGGCACUUCCAAAGAACAAACUGCACCACGUCGAACAGCACUGGUCACUCCAAAGUCGAUGUCCGCAUGAUAGACUUUGCCCACACCACUUUUAAAGGCUCAAAAUGCAAUCACACCACUUACGACGGGCCAGAUCAUGGCUAUAUUUUUGGCCUAGAGAAUCUCAUCAAAAUCCUUCAGAAUAUCUCAGAAGGAAAAUGACAAAUUCUGUGAAAUAGCCUGGAUCUACUAGUCAUAUCCUUGACAAGUACUGCACUGGGUCAGUUGUAUGGGACCCUCACUCACAGUGGCUAAACGUCACGUGCACGGUUUGGAAUGAGAGCAUGGACAGCUUGCUAGGAAAGUGCAAAAAUGCUACGUGCCAUUACUGAACUCAAGCAUAAAAAGCAAAGAGCUGAAAGAAUCUGUUCUUGUCUGCAAUCAAUCAGAAGAUUUAUUUUCCUUUCUUGUUUUACUGCUAUCCUUGAUUUAUUUGUGAGCCAGAAGAAAGCAUUACUUGAAAGAGUCUUAAUGAUAAAAUAGGACCUGCUCACCUCCACCACACUCACAAAGCCAUGCAGGCUAAGAAGAUAUUGUGCAUUUGAGUGAGACUAUUUAAAUGAGCUGGCAGGUCUUAACAGAUUGCAGCAUUACUUUCAACUCCUGCUCAGUGCUAUGGGCUGAGCACGCUCAAAGACGCAAGCAGAAGAAUAAUACACCCCCUGACAUUCACGGUACAGAUGCCCAGCGCUGCAAGAGCGUAGGGCGUUCUCUGUACAGUGUGGGUAUACGGUACUUUGUUCAAACACAAACGUAUUAGAUCCUGCAGAGGCCCCGGCUCUAUAGAACUUAGGUGUAAAAGCAGCUGGACCUCAGACCAAGAACUGUACAUUGCCAAGGUUUAAUAUCCCUGUGGGACAUAACAGGGCAUAUUUCGGUAAUUUUCUAAGCAAGGGCUCCAUAGGAGCUGGAGCUAUGAGAAUGUGAUGAUUCUGCCAGAUACCAGUCAUGAAAAAAUUCACAUCACGGUAUUUUUGCUUCAAAAAGGCAUGUGAGAUUGAGUCAGCAACUAGACACUAAAGGUCACCUAGAAAUUCUUUGGUAAAAAUAUUGUAUGUGUUUGGAGGAGACAAUAACAACAACAAACUUGAUACAACAAUGUUUACAGCUUUUGUGGACAGAUUUUAAUUAUGGAACAACAAUAUAAUUCCUUCCUGCAUGGUGUGGGAAACUUGAAAGAGAAAUCUUUACACUGGAAUAGCGCUACAGAACCCCCCAGUUACUGGGGAGCUGGAGCAUGAAUAAAAUUGUCUAAGUAA